AGUCGACAAAACGUUUCGACACCAACGUAUGGGUUGUCAACGGGCCUCAGCAAACUAACACUAGACUCCCCAUAUCGAUUAAGAAAACUCAGUGUGACCCCCCAGUCGCCAGAAUUCAUUCCAAAACAAUCGUCUCAACACAUCAUCAUCACCAAACUUCUACUCGUCGUACUCGAUACUCGCUGGCAGCAACGGAAUGGGCCAAGUCGUCGGAGCUUCCGGCGGCGCUGGCAAGGAAACGCUGUGAUAACGUCCAACAAUGGCACAACGGUGGUGGUGGCAACUCCGGGAAGCACCGGAGGAUCAGUUCCCGGUCCCGUCCCGGUUCAAACCCAGGCAGCACAGCUUUCAUCGGUGGCGACGGCGAUCAUUCCCAAUGGCACCGGUGGACUAGCUGGAGGGGGCGGAGGAGGAGGUGGAGGAGGGACAGCUGGAGCUAACGGUAACGGCACCGGGCGAAGUUUACUCCGUAACGAAUCACCACAGAGUACUAAUACAUCUCCUCGAAUCACGCCUCAACCAUCACCACCGCCAAUUACCACCAACAUCCAUCAAGAAAACGUCGGUGGCACGACGUAUUUCUAUCCGACCGCAGCGAACCAUCAAUUAACACCGAGCAGUACAGUUAACACGACUGAAAAUACCUUUGUCCACGUAGCAAGCUCACAAAUUAAUUUAAGUUACUCGCAUCCAGGACAUGUCUACCCGGGACCUGCAUCGCACGUGGUCAACAUGCAAGCGAAGGCACAACUGUCGAUGGCGUACUUCCUGCAGGACGAACUGAGAAACGAUAUUUUAUCUAGGAACGAAAUAGUCAAUAGUAUUGAAACCGAGUGUCAAGAUUUACCUCUAGAAGUGGAGAACUAUCUCUUAUGUCUGCUAGAAUCUUUACCAGUCCAUCCCAAGCUACCGGUACAGUCGUCCACCUACAAAGCAACACACAAUCUAACUGGCGUUAAAUACUGCCUUAGACGUCUUCAUGGUUUCCGUCUCCAGUCGACCAAGUGCAUGCAGAUUGUCGACAUGUGGAAAAAGCUUCAGCACACGAACGUAGUACAACUUCGAGAAGUAUUUACUACGAAAACCUUUGGUGAUAAUUCCUUGGUGAUAGUGUACGACUAUCAUCCCGGAUCGCAGACGUUACUCUCAAAAUACUUCAUCCCGAGCGCAGAAUCUACGAACGGCUAUUCCGAUCCAUUCUCAGGUGAAGUGCGACCUUUUAGUCACAAAAGCGCCCUUCAUCGGGCGUCUACCAGUACGCUGCUACCGGAGAACGAAAUCUGGUCGGUGAUAAUCCAGCUGUCCGCCGGACUGCGGGCGAUUCACCAAGCUGGACUGGCCUGCCGAACACUGGACCCCACGAAAAUAAUCAUCACUGGCAAGCGGAUACGAUUCAGUUGCGUAGCGAUUUCCGACCUCGCUACGUACGAUCCCAGCCAAACGAACCCGCUGACCGUGGUCAAUCAUCAUCAACAGGAUGAUCUGACUGCCUUCGGCAAACUGAUCCUGGCCCUCGCCUGCCGAAGUUUACAGUCCGUACAGCGAGAUCAGAUCCAGAACAGUAUUGAGCUGAUAUCGCGGCACUACUCGUCCGAUUUGAGGAACAUUAUUCUAUACUUGCUCUCAUCGAGCAAUCGGCGCUCGGUGACGGAGAUCAUGCCGAUGAUCGGUGCCCGCUUCUACGUGCAGCUCGAUGCACUGCAAUCCCAAUGUGAUAUCCAGGAGGACGAACUGGCGCGGGAGAUGGAAAACGGCCGGCUCUACCGACUGCUGGUCAAGCUGGGCACGGUCAACGAGCGACCCGAACUUAACCUGGAUGUCACGUGGUCCGAAACGGGAGAUCGGUACAUGCUGAAACUGUUCCGAGAUUACCUCUUCCAUACCGUCACGGAAGACGGCCGUCCCUGGCUGAACCAGUCCCAUAUCGUGCAGUGUCUCAACAAGCUGGACGCGGGCACCGUCGAAAAGGUUCAGCUGAUGUCGCGUGACGAACAAUCAGUAUUAGUGGUGACUUAUGCUGAACUGAAGCACUGUUUAGAGCAAGCAUUUUCCGAACUGGUAGCGGCAACCACCGUGUAAUAAGGAGGUUCGCGUCAAACCCCAGCAACAACAAAAAAAAACGAAAAAACUAAACUUGAGGCUCGAGAGAUGUGUAAUAUUUUUGUCUGUGUAAGAGAAAAAGCGUUUAUGAUGAUGAUGAUACAACAAGACCACAGCAGCAACAACAACAUUAACACACAACAGGUUUAUAAUGGGAGAGAGAAAGCGAAGAAUGCAGUUUCUACUACAACUACAAUAGAGGUACGUUCGUGAUCUUAUUUUUAUACACAUACAUCCAAAACCGGACGAACAGAGGAAGCAACAUAAAACAAACAAAAAAACUGGAUCGUUAGAAACUGUAUAUGCAAAAUAGGGGAGAAAGUUGAAAUUCUUGUUAAAUCUACAAAUUGUGUAACCGACAGAAAGUGAAUCGAUAGAGAUCAAGAAAUACUAAAGUGAGAACUCGCAUCAUCAUCGUGUGGUAACCCAAUAUUUACAAAACCCACAUGAAAACGGUAGAAGGAAGGAAUGCAUACACUUACACACACCACACGCACUUACUCAUACGCGAACUGUAGUUACAUUUGGACAGGAGAAUGAGCGCGGAAAGCGAAGAAAUCGAGAUGACGAGAGCGUAACCAAUGAACCAAUGCACGAGUUCACUAAUUUGACGUUUGAGCGGUGCCGAAUUCACUCGUUGUCAUGGACACGUAAAUAACACGGCACCGCUCAAACGUCAGAUAGUGAACUUGUGCAUCGGUCCAUUUAAGGAAUGAAUCCGAGAAGGGAAGAAGAGUUUACGAGGUGAGAGUAAGGGGCAGUGUUUGGAGAUAGAUGGUUUAUGUUAGGAGAUGUUCAUUUGUAAGUGAUUUUUGUGAGGAUUAUUUCAUGUAAGAUUGCUAGUUUCUUUGGAAUUGUGAUGUCCUAGAAGAGCUAAAAUUGUGUAAAUCGAAAGUUGAGAAUCAAUAAAAAUUGGCAGCUGAAACGGAGGUA
This is a messenger RNA of Aedes aegypti (yellow fever mosquito), 3033 nucleotides long. Its product is annotated as PAB-dependent poly(A)-specific ribonuclease subunit PAN3-like. Gene Ontology annotation, biological process: nuclear-transcribed mRNA poly(A) tail shortening; mRNA processing. Gene Ontology annotation, cellular component: P-body; PAN complex. Lineage: Eukaryota; Metazoa; Arthropoda; Insecta; Diptera; Culicidae. The record is from RefSeq and is a predicted model, not a curated record. Gene Ontology annotation, molecular function: poly(A) binding.